AAUUUCGGGACUCGAAAGUACAACUUUGAAAGUCCUCGAUGCUGUUUCCGACGCCGGGUAAUCUGGAGGUAAAGUCUCUGACCAUGCGUCCACACUCUACAUUAACACAGACCACCGUCGCUUUGGACUUACUAUGCUUGGGAAGAAGGUGUUCGUUGGACACGGCGGUAGACAUACUCGAGUUCAAGAGUAAUUCAUUCCCAGUCAAAAGCGAUCACAACUUUUUUACCACCUGUUUAACCGGCAAACCUCCAAAAUGGUCUCGAGCGGACAGAUGAUCGAGAAGCUGGAUAAAUUUAUUGAAGAGAAUAUGAGAGAACCAAAGCUGUGUAACACCGUACAAUUCAGAAACGGGCUUAAAGCACUUAACAAUAACUUUUUAAAAUUGCAUUCUUCUUGUUUGAAUAAUGUGAACUAUAAAAUGCUCAAGAUGUUAAAACUUAUAUUGAAUAUAAUAAAAUAUAUAGAAAUAUCGGAUUCUAUGGAUCCUUUACACCGUACAGUAUACAUCGAUUAUAUGCAAUUGAGUUGUCUCGUAACACGCUUGAAAUUUGUGAUUCUCAAAGAAUAUCCUCAAGGAGUAGAGAUUAUUGGGAUAUCACUUAAAAAUUAUUCUAUUGAGCAAAACAUAGCAAGGAAUUAUCAAUCAAAAUUUAAUGCAUAUAUUUUAACAAUAAACUAUGACAAAGAAAUAUCUGACAUCGUACAAGCUUUUAGUAUGUUCUUGAUUAACUAUAUUUUAUAUUUGGAAAUAAUAAAAGAGAAUGAACUUCUUAAACAAAAUUUUAAACUGUUAUUGGAAGUUGGUGAUUCUAAACUACUCUUUGAAAAUCUAGAUGAGUAUGUCAUUAUAAUUCCGCCGGAAUUACAAUUAGAUUUUAUGCAAAAAUUGGCAUAUAAUUUGAACGAAGUCGGCUAUGAUUUUAAUAUUUGUAAAUUCUUCAUGACCCCCGACAAAGAUACCAGAUCAGAAGCUUGUAGUUUGACCUACUACACUUUAAAACAUAUGUUGAAGUCAUUCCCACACGAAAAUUGGAGACAAACAUCAAAUAUUUUUGAUCAUUUUCCCAUUAAAAGUAUCCUUUCUGUACUUGAAUCAGAAUCGACCAUUGAUAAUUUAUGCGGAGAAGCAGUCGAAUUAUUUAUUUUUCCAAAAUAUUACAAGCCUUUAGAUAUUAUGCCUUUGGAAACGUUUGACCAAAAAAUAAACAAGUAUAUUGAUGUUCUCAAAUCUUUAGCAAGUACAAGUGGCGAUCAUGAAUUUCACAACUACAGAUGUCCAUUUGCAUUGAUUUUGCUGUCGGUGUUGUAUGAUUUUGUAGUUAAUUCGGAUUUACCAUUUUCCUCUUUUGUUCCAUUAAUACAGCUUAUAAUCGACUAUUUGAAAACUUGCAAACUCCCGCCUAACUUAAAAGCAGCAACUAUUGUAUUUGAAGUUUACCAAAGAGCAAAAUGUAGGGAUGAGUUCCUGGUGUUGGUGAAACCGUUGUGCAGAGCCAUUUCAAAAAGUUUUGAGCCCCACACUGUCCCGGAUCUUUUAGAAGUACUUGACGUGGAUAACAGAAUGUCAGACAGAUUGAUUAUUACAGCAAAUUUCUUAUACGAUCGAUCGGGCAAUAGUAUGAUAAAAAACGCAGAUUUGCAGCCUUUUCUUUAUACGCUCAACGAAAAAGUAAUAUACCUCACCCAUCAGUGGUUUGCAAAUAAACUGUGGAUUCUGCCAUAUAGUAUAUCUCUUCACAUUUCACUGUUGACGGGCGAUGAAGAUCGUGUGAAUAAUAAUUUGGCGGUCCUCGGCAGUUAUCUCUUUAUUAUACUCGAUAGCAAUCAAGUCAUUGACCUAGAUGAUAAAAAUUAUUUUUUGAUUAAAUUGAUUAUGCAUUACACCAAAAUCACUGGAUUAAUACCUAAUGACUUUUUAUUGAUUUGCUGGAAAAAUGUUCUGACACCUAAAAAUUUGGGCAUCAAAGCGGCCAAAAUGAUUAUAUCGUUGUGUCCUACUAAAAAAUUUAAAGUGAUCUUACGGUUGUUAAAGCAUGAAACUAUGAGAGUUAUUGAUCUACAAGACGGCUCGACAGAUAACAAUUAUUAUUUAAUUUUAAUUAAAUUGUGGUACUGUUUGUUGAACAAGCCAUGUUCACAUAACCAUGUCAAAAGAAGUGUUCUCAGAACUUCUGCGUACAAUUUUGUUUUUGCCUUGCGCAGUAAAUAUAAAUUCAAGAAGAAAAAUUUACCAACAGUAGAGUUGAUAUUUUUGAUGAAACUGCUUAGUUUAAUGCUGAAAAUACUUUGGAUGAACAGUGAUGAUGUCAUAAAUUGUUCGUUGCAAGUAAUUACUUACGUUGAACACGGUUCACACAUAACAGAAAAUGUUUUAACAGAAACAACUAAACUACUAAUCAACGUGUACAAAUGUCCAGUAAAUGCAAUAAAAAUGUAUUUGGGUAUUUUUAUGAUCUCAUUUUCUAAAAUGUUGAAAAAAUGUUGGGCUUUUGCAAUGGAAAAAGAAAGGCUCGGUAUUCUUCAUGACGAUGACAAUAAUUUACUAAAACCGUUCUAUAAACUUGAAAAAUGUUCGAGUUUGUUUAAAGAUAACGCACAAUAUUUUGAAAACGCAAGUCAGUAUUUAGAUUGUCAUUUGAUGCACUUCAUGUUAAACUUUAAUUUACCUCAAAAAUUUAAGGAAUGUUACUACAACAUUAUUUAUAAUUUAAUGGAUCUAUGUUCUGAUGCUAAAAUUAAAGAAAUGUUAGUCUGUGUAGAUGAACUUGAACAUCAUGUAUGGUUUACAGCUGUCUACAACAAUUACAAAAAUAACAGAUUUAUUGGAGUGUAAGAUUUAGAAACACGUCCUUAAUUACUAUUAAUCAUUUUGUAUUUCCAUAACUAUUUCUUAACAGUAUUAAUAUAUAUUAAUUAUACAGUCAUAUAGUUCUUGCGUUUGGUAAGAUAGUUUGUAUUUUUAAACGCUG
This is a messenger RNA of Adelges cooleyi (spruce gall adelgid), 2972 nucleotides long. RefSeq lists its product as uncharacterized. The record is from RefSeq and is a predicted model, not a curated record. NCBI's taxonomy places the organism in Eukaryota, Metazoa, Arthropoda, Insecta, Hemiptera, Adelgidae. Bases 257 to 2836 code for a protein of 859 amino acids. The transcript has 13 exons.